UUGGGAGUGAUCAUACGUCGUCUUUAGAGUAGGUGUGAAAACUGCUAAGAAAGUUAGUGGUUUAAUGUAAUUUUUUUAGACCCACAAGGAAAAUUGGUCAGUUACACAAGCUCUGUGGUGUAAUGUAAUUACCGUGUAAUUACCAUGUAGAUAAACACACAGGACGCCGGGAGGAGUUAAUAAAAGAAAGUCAAGGAGGCCAGCCCACACCCUCAUGACUGAGCAAAGAUGGAUGCCAAGCAGGAUAAGCAAGCCAGUUCUUCAAGAUGUCUCUCAACAGUUAGUGACUCGUCAAGAGAAGAACCUCCAUAUUUCAGUGAUGAGGAAAGGAAUCCUCUGUGUGCUGAGGCCGACAGAAUGGAUGCAAACGACGAAAAAAGACCCACAUCACCAACUGCUCCCUCGCUAAAGAGUGAUCGGUCGAGGGACCUGCCAUUAGUGUUUAACUCAGGAGAUAAAGAAGCAAGGAAUGUGAUACCAGUUGCAACACAAUCCCAUAUUGAUGGGCCACAGGCAGAAUACGACCUGAAACUCCCACCACUGAUUGAGGACUGGACCAAAGAACACGUCAAAGACUGGCUGAUCAGUAGACUUAGAGUACCAGCACAAAUUGCACAAAAUCUCUAUGACCAAGAGUUGUCAGGAGCUUGCCUGGUCUCCUUUGAGAAAUGUGACUUGUUAGAACUAGGUGUUCCACCAGCUCCAGCAAUCCAAAUCAUACGACAGGUUGAGAGGUUCAGGAGGCAUUCAGAGACUUUUGAGCCAAGCGUGAGGACACCAAAGAGUCACUAUGAACCCAGCAAAGGUGAACUAUGGAAAAGUACAGAGAGGCAGGUUGUGUCAGGAAAUAUGGAUCAAACUAUGGAAACUGAAACUGUUUCAUCAGAUUCAGGAUUUCAAAGUCUCCAAAGCUCCACAGUGCAGAUGUUGCAGAUGGCAAGAAACAGAACAGGAUCUGUAGCAGAUCAGAAGGCAACAAAUGACGUGCAAUUACAUACUGAAAUUACUGACACUGCAACAUUUCUACAGUUAAAGAGGCCAAUAUGUCAGAUCCGGCCCUUUGACCAAAGCAAUUCCAACGUCUUCUACAUACAAAAUUACAUACUUCCUCCUGUGGCAGGUCCAAGUAAUCUCCUUGACCCCGUGCAUGAGUACCAGCUUCUUCCUAGUCCAAAUGAAGCCAGUGAAAGAGAGAUCCUUUAUGAAUUCACUAAAGAAGUAUUUACUUUUGCUGCAAGCUGCAUGAAUUCACGAACCAAUGGCACAAUUCAUUUUGGAGUGCACUACCAGCCAGAACAGGGACACGGUGAAGUAGUUGGACAUGAGAUCACCUCAUUCAGUAAAUAUAAUGAGGUAUUUGAAUCAUGUCUGAGUGAAUACUUUGAAGAACAGCAUGUAAAUGCUGCCAGAAGUUGCAUCAGGCCUCCAAAUUUUAUACAAGUUCACUCUCAAGAUGGAACAACGUCAGACAAAUGGGUGAUUGAGGUUGAUGUUGUCCCAACAUCUUCAGAGACACAACAGAAUCUUUUCUAUACUCUGUUGGGUAUUACAUCAACAGAAAAAAAGCAACAGUGCAAAACUGAAUGUCUCUUUGUGCGGGAUGGCCCAAGGUCAAUCAACAUUUUAGCAGAUACUAAUCCCCGGAUAUGCCAAGAGAAGAUGAAAGGUUUGACUGAUAAAGUCCAGUGUUGGUCUUCAGCACGAAAGACAGCAGAGGAAAAGGAUGAAAAACAGCCCUCCCAAGGCCACCAGGGCCAAAGGUUAAAACAGCUGAUAACUCGUGGAAGAGAUGCAUUUGAGAAUUCCUUUCAAUUUAUUGUUGUCACAGACAAAUGUCAUCCAAGCCAACUGGAGCACUUGGAUUUCCUGAAAGAGAUUAAGUUGUUUGCAGUGCUUGAAUUUGACCCAGAGUCUGAUGUGAAUGGAACAUGCAGUUUUUACAGAGGAGACCGCAUAGCCAAUCUGCACUACCCACACAUGUACACCACUCAGGACAGUCCAUCUGCAGUCAUUGGAAGACUGAACUUAUCUAAGCAAACAAGUUGGAUUUUCUGCAAUGGACGUGUGAAUGAAGAGGGUGAGAUGGACAAGCCACUAACGCCCAGUGAAUGGCUUAAAAAGCGCUCUGGUGAUGUUAACAAGAUGGUUUCAUUUCUUUGUAACCCAGAUUUGUUUCCCAAAGACAGACUUGUGGUAUUCAUUCUUCACUCAGCAGUAACUGACAUUUCAAGCCCUAUCUUGGAGACCUUCUGUGCAAUCUAUCGCACCCUGGAAGGGGCUGACAAUAUGUUGUGCAUUUGCAAAAACUUCAGUGUAUUCAGUCACUGGCAGCAGCUGAUUGAGUCUCGCUGUAAAGAGGACAUAACCAAUAAAUGCAUCUAUGAACUGAGUCUGAAUGAAAUAUCAAGCACCAUCAAAAAACUUAAAGAACCUCAAACACAGUCUUCUAGGAGAUUCUUGCCAUCCACAGGCUCAAGCUCUGUCCUGCUUGCAAAAAAAGAUGAGGAGCUUAUGACUGUUUUGGACAUCUUGUGUGAAAAUGAAUGUCAGAACACAGAGAUUGAAACGAAUGAUUCCUUUCAGGAGUUCAAAACAAAAACAGAGGAGCACUUUUACAGAGGAGGACAAGUCUCGUGGUGGAACUUUUACCUUUCUGAGAUGGAGGGCAGCCUGCCAUUCAUCAAACGAGACAAAUUCAAUGAACUAUAUGAGCUGAUCACACCUGUGGGAGGCUACACAUCUCCAUGUGUUAUGAUCAAUCUCUUCCAUCACCCUGGAUGCGGGGGAACGACUCUAGCAAUGCAUGUUCUUUGGAACCUGAGGCAUAAAUUCAGAUGUGCUGUUGUUAAAAACAACAUGGCAACAAAUAAUGAAAUUGCAGGCCAAGUCAUGAAGCUGCUGACGUAUGGCAAACAGGAGCAGUCAGGAUAUACACCUGUUCUCCUCUUGGUGGACAACUGGGAUGAUGUAGAGGACCUAAAGCAGUGCAUUCUCACCAGUGACAGGAAGCGGCAUAACAGUCUAAUGGUAAUCAUACUGAACUGUGAGCGAACACAGGUCCCUGAUGAGAAAUCCAGAAAUAGCCGCAUUGCAAAUGUGUUCAUCACCAACAAGCUGUCACCCAAAGAGCAGAGUUUGUUUUCUGAGAAGCUUCAACAACUCAAGGACGACCAUGAAAAGCCUGAGACUUUCUAUGCCUUCAUGAUCAUGACAAAUAAUUUCAGUGAGACUUACAUCAAGAAUCUGGUGAGCAACAUUGUGAAAGAUCUCGACACCACUACCCAGCAGGGUAGGCUUUUCUCCUUCCUAGCUUUGCUAAACACCUAUGUCAAUGGCUCCUACAUGUCACUUUCUUUGUGUGAAGAGUUAGUGGGAAUAAGGAAUUCUCUGUGGAAACAAGAAACUCUUGAGGACAAAAUGAAUCCCUAUUCUACACUUAUGAUCACUUUCACUGUCGAAGAGCAUGGCACCUAUCAAGCAGUGCGGUUCUUACACCAAAUGAUCGCUAAGGAGUGUCUUGAAUUCCUUAACCAGAAAUGCAAAGUUUCUCUGGCUGAGAUAACUAUUGAUGUUUUGCACAGUGACAAACUCAUCAAAUCAUACAUGGGAAAGGAUUUCCUGGUCCAAAACAUCCAAAGCAUGCUCAUCACACGUCACAGAAAAGAACAAGGAGAUGACAAAGACACUUUGUUUUCCCCGUUGAUUGAAGACAUACAUGAGGAGGAAGGACCUGACAAAAUCAAAGAAGUCUUAGAAAGAGCCACAGAGAGGUUUGACAGAAGUGCAACACUGCCACAAGCACUGGCAAGAUAUUUCUGCUUGAAGGAAAAAGACUUUGAAUCUGCCCUCAAGUGGGCUUUGGAUGCACAAGGGAAAAAUACAAAUUCCUACAUUGCAGAUACAGUUGGACAAGUGUACAAGAGCCACCUCAAAAGGGAAAUUGAAGAUUCCGAGGAUCUCACUCCAGAAGCACUUGAAAAAUGCUUAACACUAGGAUUCAAGGCUGUAAAUGCAUUCCAGGAUUCCCAGGAGCUAGCCAAGAAAGAUGAACAAGUAGACCCACAUGAUCUACACACCAAAAAGAAAACAAAGUCCUACAAUAUAUCCGGCUAUGUUGGAGAGACAGAAACUAUGAUGAUCCUUCUUGACUUCAUUAAAAAUCUUCCGCUUUUUGCAGUCAGUGACCUUAAAAGAGAUCAAAUACUGCAGUUUCUCAGAGGUAGCCACCCAGUGAGCAGUUUAUAUGAUCACAGCAGCACAAGCAAUAACCAGUUUGUGGCUGUCCUGGCAAACCAUGAGAGAUUUCUGACCUCCCUGAAGCCAAGGCUGAAGGAAAUCUUCUGUUUUUUUGAGACCUACUUCCUAUACCUAAAGCCUAGGUCAAAGGAAAGGGAAAUAGCUGAUGAAAGACACAAACGAAAGGUGUCUGACUUCUUCAAAAUGUACAUUCAAAUAUUCAGUGGUUCAGAAGAGGAAAAAGCAUCUGAAAAAGCCAGUAAACCCAAUCUGAGUCGCCAUCAGACAAUAGUCGACCACAGGUGCUAUCUGGAAAUGAAGCGAGCAGACACAUUUGCCGGACUUUUGCAGUGCUUGAAUGACAAAAAUGGGACGGAAAUGGAGCACAUUCUCACAAAAUGGCAGUCCAUAUUUGACAGCUCACCCAGAAGAUAUGUCACAGAUACAGUCAACUUCAUCUUGGCAAACAUAGUUCUGCACUGUAUCAAGCCCUCCUCCAAACUGCUGAAAAAAUAUGAAGACCUGGUUGGCCUUCUGAAUGAGGAGCUGCAAAAGGAGGGUACACAGUCAAAACAGACAGAGCUGUACUACCUCUCCAUGCUGCUCAUGUGGCCUACACAAAACCGAAGGCUUGAAAACUCUGCAACAUACAAAAAUAUCAGCAUGUACAUCACAUCAGCGAAGAAAUCUUUUCACCGACGCUUCUCUCACAUGUUUUCAGCAAGAAGUGCUAUUGCUCAUUUCUACCUUGGGAAAUCCAGUGGACUCAAGCGAAUAGUUUCCAAAAUGACGCUUGAUCAAAUUUUGAUCCGUGUUUCGAAGACAGAAGACUCUCACAGUGCCCAAGGUAGUCAGUCACGUAAACUGCACCAUCUCUGGCAGAGUGGUGCUGCAUGGAAAGAGCCAGAGGUCCAGAGCAAGCUAUUAAGGAUUAAAGGGAAAUCAGAAAAUGGUGACAUUUAUGUCAGCUAUGGUGGCAGCUUAAAAAUGCCAGUGCGUCCCGUUUACCUGGGUGAUAUCCGCAGUGGGUACAGCAGGGAAGAUGUAUCCUUCUACCUUGGAUUUACCAUGGAAGGUCCUGUGGCCUAUGAUAUUAAGUAUGAAAAUGUCCAAUGAGCAAACUGAACUUGCAGAUGUAAACAGUUGUAAGAUGAUAGUGGUGUAUUUCACAGCAAUGAAACUGAUCACCAGCUUAGAGGCUAAAGGGAACUCUCAACACUGUGAGUGGACGGCUGUGGGUCACCCUGGCUUCUUUCUUUUCAUCGAGUACAAAUGAUUUCGGUCUGUAACCCUUUGAACAAUCUAUUAUCAUUACAGAGUAAAGGAACAUUAAACAAUACUUAGCUAAUAAGGAUAUUGGAUACACUGUUUAUUUGAUCAUCUUUUUUGUCUUUUUAUACUCUAUCUUUUUAAAAGUUUUGGAAAAGUGGCCAUACAUUUACACAAGUUAGUAUAUUACUUUGAUUUAGUCUGUGACACAUAGGCAGGCCACUUAAGAGAAGUUUCAGUUCCUAGUUUGUCUGCCACUGACAUUUUUGUGUGAUAUUCAAGGUAUUUUUUUCUUCUUCUUUUAUUGAGAAAGACAGUUUUGUAUAUGUAUAUAAUAUUUUCUCAUAGAGACCUCAAUAAUGGGAAAACCAAACCCUGCAUGCUCAAAUGUUGUUUAGUAAAAGUGAGACAGAGGUCUUAAUUUACGGUGUGAUGUCAUGUUUUACAUUUUUUUUAAGUUUUAAUCCUUUAUAGUACUUUAGUCCCUCAAGCUGGGAAAAUUUAUUCUCUGCAUUUUACCCACACAAAGUGAACGAAACGUGCUGGGGUAGAUCGGUGCCUUGCUCAGGGGCACCACGGCCAUUGUCACAGAGGCGCCACCCAUAUCCAUUGUGCUUGGCCGAGGAAUCGAACUGGCGACCCUCCGAUCUCCGGAUUUGUUUAAUACACGUUUCAUGUUUAUUUUUGAAGAUUGUUGGAUUUAUUUGUGAUUAAAGAACUGGCAUACUGUUAUACUGAAGUCAAAGUCAAAAAUGUACAUGUAAACAUUUGAUGUACUGUUAAAUACAGAUCUUUUUGUCAGAGCCUUAAUAAAAAAAAAAAAAAUGGUAGCUUGAGAAUGAGGAAAUCCUUUACUGUGGUUGCAUCUUGUAUAUCAUGCAAAUGUCUUAUAAAUGGUGGUAUGCAGAACUAGAGCUUGAGCUUGUCCAAUCAGGCUGCAGGUAGGAACUCUAUUAUGGGAGUGAUGGGUGUGUGUGCUCCUCCUGUUGUUCGCAGCUCAUUGGUUUUGACAAUGCACCACUUGCACAGCAUGGCAGUUUUUAAUAGUCUCCACAUCAAACGUAUCUGCAUCCUGUUUGCUGUGUUCCUCGCCUCUGGACUGCAAAUAAAUUUCCCAGCUGAAUUG
This is a messenger RNA of Toxotes jaculatrix (banded archerfish), 6631 nucleotides long. RefSeq names its product sterile alpha motif domain-containing protein 9-like. Gene Ontology annotation, cellular component: cytoplasm. NCBI's taxonomy places the organism in Eukaryota, Metazoa, Chordata, Actinopteri, Toxotidae. Gene Ontology annotation, molecular function: protein binding. The transcript is spliced from 5 exons. The coding region runs from base 229 to 5352 and encodes 1707 amino acids. The record is from RefSeq and is a predicted model, not a curated record.